AUGUCCUGGCAAGCCUACGUCGAUACUAGCCUCGUUGGCUCCGGCCACAUCGACAAGGCCGUGAUCGUCAGCGCCGCCGGCGACAGCACUUGGGCCGCGACCGAAGGUUUCUCAGUCGGCGCCGAUGAGCUCAAGAACCUUAUCAGCAUCCUGAACGAGCAAGACAAGAAAGAUGGUCCGGCUGUGAUCAAGGCCUACUCGGAUGGCAUCCAUGUCGCGGGCGAGCGCUAUGUGGCCACAAGAAUCGAGGACCGCCACGUCUACGGCCGCCAUGGUAAGACAGGAAUCUGCGUCGUGAAGACGGGACAGGCCAUCCUUAUCACCCACUAUGGCGAGAACGCCCAGGCCGGCAACGCGACACAGACCGUUGAAUCGCUCGCCGACUACCUGAUCAAGCAUGGCUACUAA
Chaetomium strumarium is the source of this 408-nucleotide messenger RNA. RefSeq names its product profilin. Bases 1 to 408 code for a protein of 135 amino acids. Lineage: Eukaryota; Fungi; Ascomycota; Sordariomycetes; Sordariales; Chaetomiaceae. The record is from RefSeq and is a predicted model, not a curated record. The transcript is spliced from 5 exons. Gene Ontology annotation, molecular function: actin monomer binding. Gene Ontology annotation, cellular component: cell cortex.